AUGUCCGUGGAGGAUGUUAUCAAAAUUAAUCAGCCUGAAGAGCUUAGCUUCGAGAAAUAUCCUGAGAGUCCGGAGGAAUGCAAAAAAAGGGAGUACAUUGAACAAUUGUUGGCUGAGGGAAAUGGUAAAAUUGAUUUACAGAUUCUUAAAGUAUUGGCCCGUACGGACCACGGUCUUGUCUCCGACGAUUUGCGACGGAAAUUGUGGCCACUUCUGGCAGGUGUCGAUGUUACAGCACUGGAACCCGCUCCCAAACUAAGCGAUUUACAGACCCAUCCUGAGUAUAAUCAGGUGGUAUUAGAUGUUAAUCGAUCCCUGAAACGUUUUCCACCUGGAAUACCCUACGAGCAACGUAUUGCACUUCAGGAUCAACUAACAGUACUUAUUUUACGCGUUAUAAACAAAUAUCCGUACUUGCGGUACUAUCAGGGUUAUCAUGAUGUUGCGGUUACGUUUCUUUUAGUUGUCGGUGAGGAAGUGGCAUUUGCUGUGAUGGAAGAACUCUCAACCACACAUUUUUGUGAAUGCAUGCAAGAAACCAUGGAUGCGACCCAGAAGAGACUUAUGUUUAUUUGGCCAAUUGUCAAUUUUGAAAAUGCUCCUCUCUUUAAAUUUUUACAAAAGUCAGGUGUGGGUACACUCUUUGCUUUACCGUGGUAUUUGACGUGGUUCGGCCACAGUUUAAAUUCCUACAAAGCCGUGGUGCGACUAUACGAUUACUUUUUGGCUUCACCAAUCUAUUCUCCAAUUUUUGUAACUGCAGCAAUCAUACUGCAUAGAUCCGAAGAAAUUCUAUUGGAAGAGUGUGACAUGGCAAUGGUGCAUUGUCUUCUUUCAAAGUUGCCAGAUGAUUUGCCCUUCGAAGACCUACUGAAAAAAUCCAGUAACCUGUAUGAGAAAUACUCCCUGACCGUCAUUGAAAAGGAAGUGGAAAAACUUAUUAAAUUAGAAAAGCAACAAAGACAACGUGAGGAAAAGGAGGCUUUGGAAAGGCGUAAUCGAUUGACCCGCAAUUCUCAGAGAAAGGGAAAUUACAUUUUGAACCAUUGGCUACCACAGAUGUUAACGCCAAAAUCGUUCAUUGUCACCACUGCAUUUUCAAUACUUGUUGGGAUUUGCGCGUACUACUACAAGAGCCAAUAUAUGUCUACUGGAAUUAGUUGAGUAUAUCUGAACU
Molecule: messenger RNA, 1177 nt
Organism: Musca vetustissima
Lineage: Eukaryota; Metazoa; Arthropoda; Insecta; Diptera; Muscidae
Product: TBC1 domain family member 20
Exons: 4
Coding region: 1-1164 (387 amino acids)
Biological process (GO): positive regulation of GTPase activity; endoplasmic reticulum to Golgi vesicle-mediated transport
Cellular component (GO): endoplasmic reticulum membrane
Molecular function (GO): GTPase activator activity
Source: RefSeq, a predicted model, not a curated record